Liolophura sinensis is the source of this 2317-nucleotide messenger RNA. RefSeq lists its product as uncharacterized. NCBI's taxonomy places the organism in Eukaryota, Metazoa, Mollusca, Polyplacophora, Chitonida, Chitonidae. The record is from RefSeq and is a predicted model, not a curated record. The transcript is spliced from 4 exons. The coding region runs from base 46 to 1449 and encodes 467 amino acids.
UGCGAAUGAUCUGCUGAAUUUUUGACAGCGUUGUAAAACAAAGCCAUGAGUCAAACAUCAGUGGGUGUAGACUUCACUCUGGAGACAGUUCAGUACAAGUUUGCUACCAUCAUCGGAGAGCUAUGUGGGAAGCCAUCAGUCCUCUCACAGUUUGCAGUCUGGUUAGACCUGAGAUUGUCUGAAUACAAGUUAAAAGGAUCCAUAUCAUUAGACUGUUCUGGUCUAAAGCCAGAUCCUGAUUGGUUACAGGGACUUAAGGACUCGACCCCUCCUUGGACCACCCACCCCCUAAACUCCACAGAGAGCGAUCAACAUGUCCAGUCAAGACAGAGAAGAGAGAGACGGUGGAGUGGUCAGAUGUCUAGUCAUAGCACAGAUGUGGGAUCUUCCUCAGACAUUGUGGUCAUCAAAGAGGAAACCCAUGACCUGGAUCUGGACUUCUCUGCCGGCUCAAACCAACGCAGUAACUCGCCAUCACAAUUUCGUGGAAGAAUCGAGAGGAAAAGGAGUUUCCAUGAUAGUAACGCAUCAUUAUCUUUACCUGGCAGAAUUGAAUUGACAGGGGUUUAUAAGAAUAGGUCCGGAGCUCAGCAUCAUGGGAGAAUUGAAACAACACAGCAUUCAUUAGCAAAACUAACAGCCUCGCCUUCGAAAUCCAUCUCUCAUGAAUCUUCCAUUAUUACAUUACAGGAUGAAAUCUCUGAGACGUCUUUUCCCACUCAAGACCAGUGUGCCGAUCAGACUUUAUCUUCUAGUGUUUUGAAAACAAGUUCACAGAAUCUUGGGCCUGGCAGUGCUAUCAGCUCUUACCAAAAGGGAAGCAACUCUGCUGAUGGUUCAUCCACAGGGGCAGAGAGCACAUCGGAAGCUUGUCUGGAGGAAUCCAUAUCAGAGCCAAGUUUGGAGAAAAUCCUGAACACGCAGUCGCCAUUACCUGAUAAACAGUUAGGCGUGUCAACAGAAAAAGUGAGCACACCCUCAGCAGAAUGGAACUACAUCUCCAAUAACCCUAAUCGAUCCAUGUUGACAAAAAUUGGUUUGGGAGCCCACAAAUCGCCCAAGGCGAUGAAAAAGCGCCGAGGCAUACGAAGCGUGGAAGUGUUCUUGCAGUGCCCCCCGUUCAAUGAGACUCGUUCCUUGGAGGAUAUUCCUCCGGAUGAGUUGGACGAGUACCUUGCCAAGUACUUUACCGAGAUAAAACCAAGAGAUGGGAGAGACUAUCAUCCUCUGUCCUUGAAUGCAGUACGGUCGAACCUUGAGAGUUACCUUCAGGAGCGGGGAUACUGCUGGUCCAUUGUUAGGUCCUCCCAGUUUUGUAAAAGCCAGAGUUCCUUCCGCAGUCGGAUGCAGGACUUGAGAAGAGUCAUGCGGGCAAAGGAAGGCCAGAGUUCCUACUGCGACAAUCUGCCCUUGUCGGGAGAACAGUGGACUGAUGAAUUCUGCAGCUGACAUCAAAAUGGAAACGGGAAUUCUUACUUAAUAGUUGCAGAAGCGCAACUUCUACUCCACAACCAGAUUCUGAGUGUGCAAUACGCAGGGUCACUUUGCCAAAACUACGCAAAUCAUUUGACUGUCAGGCACAAAGCCUUCUAGGCUACUUGUAAAACAUGACGAGGUGUCAUUUACGAUCAAAGUAUAAAAAUUUGUAAACAAUUUGUAUAACAAUGACACCAAUGUUUACAGCACAAUUCCAUGGUCAGCCUCUGGACAAAGUACUUAUGCUACAAAUGCAUCCAAAUGUAGAUAACAUGCUGUAGACCAUGUAGCAAAUAAGACACAUGUAGGUCUGUUAUAAGUAUAAGUAAAGACUUACAGCACAGAGACUAAAACCAAAGCAGCGACGACAGUGAGAUGGCUGACAAAUGGUCACACGUAACAGGUGAAAUACCGCCUCUUGUCAAUUUACCUCAGUUUUAUUAUAAUACUUUACUUGUCCCUCUAGCGCCAUGGCUUAAUCAGAUUUAGAUAAGAAAAAAAAAUGUUAAUUGCAAUUUAUUAGAUUUACUCAAAUGAUAUAUCCACAUUUAACAUACAAUAACAUUAAAACACUGCAAAUGGACAAGGCCUCGGAGAUACUUAGUCCAACAGCAAAAUCCUGGUUUAUGCAGGAAUAGAACAUAAUUAAAGACUUACAGCACAGAGAGUAAAUCUUGAGUAUGAGUACAAGAGACCUCAAAGAAAUUGCAAAAAAUGUGACAUAAAUGGAGAAAGUCAUUGUUCCCAAGCAGAAAUGUUAUUUUCACUUGAACCUUGUGACGGACGGGUCACGUGUGGAGUGGUUAGAUGCGCAUGCCUUUCAAUCCCUGGGACACCAGAA